Molecule: messenger RNA, 873 nt
Organism: Pocillopora meandrina
Lineage: Eukaryota; Metazoa; Cnidaria; Anthozoa; Scleractinia; Pocilloporidae
Source: the annotation of a GenBank genome assembly
AUGGCGUUUUUGAAAAAAAAGAGUGCGGAGAGAAAAGUGGAAGAUAUUAUGCCAGAGCAGCUGGGUGAUUUAUUGAGUGAAUUUAUAAUAACUGUCAAGAGUAAAGACGGAGGCGAAUUCGAGCCUUCAAGCCUGAGAGGAUUUCUUUCCAGCUUCAACCGUCACUUGAAAGUUUGUAAAUAUCCAAAGAGCAAAAUGGAGGACCUUGAGUUUGAACAAACUCGAAUAGCUUCGGAGUCUCGAAGCAGACAACUGUAAUAGGAAGGGAAGGGCAACAAGCCAAACGCAGUAGAGGCUAUAACAGACGAGGAGGUGAACAUUCUAUACAUGAAAAACCUGCUUGGAAUUACGAGUGCUAAGGCUUUGUUGAACACGUUGUAGUUUAUGAACUCCAUUUAUUUCGGGUUGAGAAGCUGUAACGAGCACCGACAAAUGACUUGGGGAGAUGUUCAACAUAUUAGAGAUGUGGACCGACCUGAAUAUUUAGAAUACUCUGAACGACAGACCAAAUGAGAACAGGAGCGGAAAUUCGAAAUAUCAGAUCAGUCAAGCCUAAAGCUUUCGCUACUCAAGAGGGGCCAGAUGAAAGAAACUCCGUGUUUGUUUACAAAAUUUAUCGCGAGAAAAGACCAAACUCAGUACUGACCACCGAGGCCCCUUUAUAUCUUAGUGUCAAUUGUUCAAAGGAUUCUGGUAAAUGUUGGCUUUUAAGGCAGGUGCAAUGGGGGUCUGAACUCGUUAAUGAAAACCAUGGCAAACAAAGCUGGACUCGACGAGAAGCGACGGCUCACGAACCACAGUGCAAGAAAAACGAUGAUAAAAAAACUUAACGAUAGCCGCAAUAUUCCCCCCGCUCACAUCAUGCAGCUUUGA